Molecule: messenger RNA, 1191 nt
Organism: Harmonia axyridis
Lineage: Eukaryota; Metazoa; Arthropoda; Insecta; Coleoptera; Coccinellidae
Product: 60S ribosomal protein L27a-like
Exons: 1
Coding region: 590-1048 (152 amino acids)
Biological process (GO): translation
Cellular component (GO): cytosolic large ribosomal subunit; ribosome
Molecular function (GO): structural constituent of ribosome
Source: RefSeq, a predicted model, not a curated record
AAACAAGAUAAAAGAAAACUUAAAACUUACAUCGUGGAAAACUCUGGUAUAUUUCACUCUGUAUUCGAGAAUAUGUGUUAGUUUAUAUUGGCAGCCUCUAGAGAGCUUAUUUUCUUAUUUAUAAAUUAUAGGACAGUUAUUUUGGAUUUGGUUGAUUUUUAAUGUAGCGAAUAUCUUUGUAUUCAUCUUUGUUGGUCGGAGUGUAUGAAAUACAAGCUUUGCUCAGGUCAUACAUUUCUGAUCAUACUUAUGUAUUUUAGAAUGUUGUAUGCUAUAUGUUGUAAUGAAUUAAUUUGAAUUUGAAUAAGUUGCCUAUAAUAGGGGUGAUACCUGCGCGAUACAAAUGAACCCAUGGAAUUUGCAUACAUUAGAGAGUCUACACCUCUAAGAGAAAGAUAAUUCUUCUGUUGAAAGUCGAUUCGGAAAACUAGAGAAAAUGCACUUUGCCUAAUAGAUAGAGGUGAGGAAGGACUGAUACUCCUUGAAGAAAUGUCAAGUAGGGGACUGCUCGAAGAACGAUCAGGAGAUCUCGAUAGUAUCGAUGUUAGAUCGCUGUUGUAAUGAUGUAGCAUAAUUAGUCGGGACAUCGAUGAAACGUUAUGUGGAAGGACGCGGUAAUGCUGGUUGUAUGCAUCACCACCGGAUUGACUUUGACAAAUACCAUCCUGGAUAUUUUGGAAAGCUUGGUAUGGUCAGAUAUCAUAAAAAAAACUCUAAAUGGCAGCCAGCCAUCAACAUUGAUAAAUUAUGGACACUUGUAAGUGAACUAACAAGACAGAAGUACAAAGAUGACCCUAAUGGAAAGGCCCCAGUUAUAAAGCUUAUUAAUGCUGGAUACUACAAACUUUUAGGAAAAGGAAGGUUGCCCGCUCAACCAGUCAUAGUGAAGGCUAGAUUCUUCUCUAAAAGGGCAGAAGAUAAGAUCAACGCUGUAGGAGGAGCUUGUAUUCCCCAAGUAGGCAUGGUUUUCAACGAUGCCUUUGUUGUUCCUAGAAGCAAAUUCGUUACAUAUGCUACUUACCACUUCGGACAAUUCCGCUGGGCUUAGUUGUGAUGUCUCCUAUCUCAGCCUUGGAUGAUCCUUGAACUUCUCUCUCAGCUCUUCCAUAUGCACAGUGUUCUCCGAGGUAUACAAUCACAGCCAUCCAGAAUAGUCUUUGAUGAUGAAAUACUUAAGGUUGAGUCGCUUGA